Molecule: messenger RNA, 1273 nt
Organism: Ilyonectria robusta
Lineage: Eukaryota; Fungi; Ascomycota; Sordariomycetes; Hypocreales; Nectriaceae
Product: Alpha/Beta hydrolase protein
Exons: 1
Coding region: 139-1053 (304 amino acids)
Molecular function (GO): hydrolase activity
Source: RefSeq, a predicted model, not a curated record
CAUGAGCCACGACGAUCGGUAAUAAAAUGUAGGACCUACCCAGUCAAUUGCGAAAACACAUCCAAAGUCUCGAUGUAUCCUAUGGCUUUCAAUGAUUUGAUAUCAAUAAUUUCGCCCAAACUCUUCCCAUAACUCACAAUGGCUUCUCACGGCUUUUUGCAGUAUCUCAAGCUGAAGAUCGUCGCCUCCUUAAUUCGCCUCCUCAACUACCUUGGCACGCGCUCUCAAUUCAAGCCGUCUGCAACAUGCAAUCGCAAAUCAGUGCGCAUUCCAUCCCGUGAUCUCAAACGAUUCAUCGACGCUUGGAUCUACUACCCUCCGAACUACACCGAAAGCGAGCCGCGAGGACUCGUCAUAAACUGGCAUGGAGGCGGCUAUAUUAUGCCAAACCUGGGCAUGGACCAUCCGUUCUGCGAGAGGAUCGCCCGUGAGAGCAAUGUUCUCGUCUUGGACGCGGAUUACCGUAAAGGACCCGAGCAUCCUUUCCCUGGGGCUGUUGAAGAUGCCGAAGACACCCUGAGAUGGGUCGAGAGCCAGCCGCGCCUCUUCGACCUUGACCGGGUCGCUCUAUCUGGAUUCAGUUCGGGCGCAAACCUGGCACUCGUCGCAUCUUCCGAACUGAGACGCGAGUUCAAAAAUAUCAACAUCAAGGCUGUGUACCCAUUCUACCCCGGUGUCGAUUUCACCAUCGCCCCAGAGGAUAAAACGGUCCCGGAACCCAUUUUGCCACUGCCCAUCUUCGCCCAGCACGUUUUUACCGAGAGCUACAUCCCCCGGCUUGAGGACCGAACGUCACCCAGAGCUUCUCCAAUGUUCGCCGAAGUGUCAUCGUUUCCCGCGUGUAUUCUCCUCUUUGUCUGCUCUGGAGAUAUCCUGGCUCCCGAAGCAGAGGUCUUUGGGCAGAAGCUAGAGCGAGCUGGCUGUGGCAUCGAGGUCGUGAAAGUGGAAGGGGCUACGCACGGAUUCGACAAGACCAAUCCUCGCGUCUUCAAGCCUGAAGCAAGAGAAAUGGCAUAUGCAAAGGUGGUCGAGAGUUUGAAUGGUGUAAUGUAGACGGACGUCUUUCAAAUAUUGGAUAGCGCUGUAAAAUAAUUUAUCGUGUAGGAAUCACUGACAUAUCUACUUAUACAUAAAAAACCAUAAAAAGUUGGUCGACAUCCAAUCUCAAAUCAUCACAAUCAUCCUAGAAAUAACCACUAGGGCUCUACAGUCAAUACAGUCUACUCAACACAUCCUUAGAAUUAGAAGGAACCUUCACUUAACUAGUUUGUCG